AUGGGGUUGGAACCAGUUGAGAAUCGAGGGUCUUCUCCGGUCAUAGCAGCAAAAUUUCUUGCUUUCAUAAGUGUGAAGAAAAACAAAGAAGAUAAACCUCAGCCUGCAGUGGAUCAGUUCUUAACCCUGCAUGCAAGCUUGAAUCAUGCUCGGAUGAUUGCAGAUUCUUUAUCGAAAACUAUACCAAUCGGUUCGUCUCCGGAAUCUGAAGGAAACCCAUUAGAAGAGGCAGUGAAGGUCACAUCGGAUAGACGGAAAUACGCAGCUUCAUGGGUGCAAGCUGCACUGGCUACCAAUCUAUCAACCUUCUCCGUAUUUACCAAAGAACAUAAUUCAAUGUCAGGUCAUGCUACAGCUUCUGCUCAAACCAGAAGGCUACCUGCCAAUCAAAACAUUUUAAUUCUAGAAAAUUCUGCAAAGAAUCCUUCUGCAAAAGCUCAAGCAAAACCCCGUCCAGUAAUUGGUUCUAAGCUUGUAGCACAAGGUAUCCUUCGAAAAGCAGGGGAUGUUUCAGGCCUUUGUCCGAAAGUACCGGUCGAACCACCACCGGGAUGGACAAGGGGAAAUGGCGUUGAUGAGGCGGUUGACUUGGCUGAAAUGCUGCGAAUGGAAUCCCAUGGAUUGGUUCUUAGGAUUUGUGGAGAAAUUCUUGGAUACCAACCUGAAGAGUGUCACUACUGGUUAGAUGAAAUCAGUUCGAGCAAAGACGAAGGAGGAGGAGAGAUGACACCCCAUGUUUCAUCCGAAACAAUUGACCUGUUGAGGAAGAAAAUAUACGAAUAUCUUCUAACACAUGUUGAAUCUGCUGCUGCCGCACUAGGCGGUUGCGGAUCACAGCCACCACCCAUCCGAACUGCCGAAACGAAAUAA
Messenger RNA from Hibiscus syriacus, 870 nucleotides. RefSeq lists its product as uncharacterized. Lineage: Eukaryota; Viridiplantae; Streptophyta; Magnoliopsida; Malvales; Malvaceae. The record is from RefSeq and is a predicted model, not a curated record. The transcript has 3 exons. Bases 1 to 870 code for a protein of 289 amino acids.